Spodoptera littoralis (African cotton leafworm) is the source of this 348-nucleotide messenger RNA. The record is from the annotation of a GenBank genome assembly. NCBI's taxonomy places the organism in Eukaryota, Metazoa, Arthropoda, Insecta, Lepidoptera, Noctuidae.
AUGAAAUUGUUGGUGUUGUGUGCGUUCGUAGCUGUGGUGGCGGCCGCCCCUCAGAAUAUUCAGGAUGUUCAAAUCCUACGCUACGACCUGAACAACGAUGGACUAGGCGCCUACAAUUACGUGUUCGAACAAACCGACGGUACUGGUCAUAAUGAAUACGGAGAGCUCAGGAACGCUGGCUCUGAAGAUGAGUUCGUUGCAGUAAAAGGUUCCUACUCCUGGAUCGGCCCCGAUGGUGUCACCUAUACCGUGAACUACGUCGCCGAUGAGAACGGCUUCCAGCCCACUAUCGAGCAAGGACCCGGUGGUGCUGUACCCUCAGCUGUCGUUGCCUCACUCCUCGGUUAA